AUGCCAACAACUCGCUCCUUAGCUUUCAUACGACAUUGGCUAUUCGCCCUCAUCAUCGUUGGGUCGGUAAUAAACACUUGGUCCACUUUGCUCAACCUUGAUCUCAUUUUGGUUGGGAUAUGCCUCCUAUCUACUGUCGUCUACUUCUCCCUACUCGUCGUCGACUUGCGAAGGAGAGGGGGUAUAAAGUCUUGGUUGAUCGUUGAGAUGGCAUUUGCCUUUGUCAAAGCACUCGUACAAUCGGCUUUUUCUGUAAAUAUACCGGGAACUGAAGCCUGGACAGGGAUUUACGACUUGGGGGGCUUCAAAGAUCCCACUUGCUCCAUAUGCGAGCUUAUACGAUACCGAGUGCCGAUAUUGUUGUCCCUAUGUGGAGCUUUGAUCACUGUACAGCUCACUUUAAUUUGUUGCAUUACGUGUGGAGCAAGGAAUCGUGGGGUCAGAAGUAUCUGGUUGGCUCCGACUUCCGACCUAUUUUACGAUGAGGAGGAAGACAGAAAGAGUCUGACACCUAAACCCAAUAUUCAUAAUGCAAGCAGGAAUGGGAAUGGGAAUGGACAAGGUCUCGGUGUUGCCUCCCCUCCUUCUGUCACGACAGCGGUAUCGUCCAGUGUGACUGUGGCCGGCAAUAAUAGCCAGAAUACGUUGACCCAGGGUUACUUGCUUCCACCUAGCACGACCCAAGGACCCUAUCCACGGAGGCCCCAUGCGUAG
This is a messenger RNA of Acaulospora colombiana, 714 nucleotides long. The record is from the annotation of a GenBank genome assembly. NCBI's taxonomy places the organism in Eukaryota, Fungi, Glomeromycota, Glomeromycetes, Diversisporales, Acaulosporaceae.